This is a messenger RNA of Electrophorus electricus (electric eel), 4255 nucleotides long. RefSeq names its product cylindromatosis (turban tumor syndrome) 3 (gene cyld3). Lineage: Eukaryota; Metazoa; Chordata; Actinopteri; Gymnotiformes; Gymnotidae. The record is from RefSeq and is a predicted model, not a curated record.
UUUCGUUGCUGUCUAUCACUUCGUUUCCUGUUUUUUCCUGUCCGCUGAAGUGAAAAGUAUGGUGAGGUGAUGUGUUUAUUGUGAAAAGGCCGCUUUGCCAUGUCCGGUGUCGCGCAUCAAAAUAGGAGGCGACGUGCCCCUAAAAUGUACCUGCUGACAUCCGACCACAAAGUUCAAGAUCACCUGGAAGGCACCAUUCGCCUGCAGAGGGGAAAUCUCUGCCAAGAGCAGGAGGGUGGAGGGGAGCGAGGUGGAAGAGUGGACUAUCUUUGGGUUAAGGUGAUAGACAAUGGCAGUAUGGUGAAGCUGGACAAACAUUUGCUAAAUGAAGUGCCUGCUGAUCUAGCCAGCUUGUUGGAGCCUAUCACUGACCUAGAACUGCGUUUUAAACUGCUCUCCAGACCUCAUCGGUUACACAGAUUGGCUGCUUUGCCCCUGGGCUCACAGGUGCUGGUGCGGUGUGGCCCAUCUGGAGAGUUUGCGGAUGCAGAGCUUCGUUACCGCGGCCCCCUAACACGAGGAAGUGCUGCCAUGUAUUUUGGGGUCCAGCUAAAAGGCUGGGCAGCAGGUAGGGGCAGCAGCAAUGGAAGCUACAAAGGACAUCAGCUCUUCACCUGCCCGGAUCAGUGCGCCCUCUUCGUGGCCGCCAGCGAGCUGACCACCCGCCGCUCAUCUCACAGUGGCAGCACCGGUGAGCUCGAGGCCGACCGUGACCCUGGCUGGCUAGAACAGAGCCAAAGUCAUGGUCAGGGUCCAGUAAGCAUCCUGCCACGCGCUGCAGACUCAGCCGUGGUCCCUGCCUCACCACCGCCACUACAGGGUGGCCAGAGAGUCUGCUUCCUCCAGGAAGAUGUCCUCCACUGGGGCACGGUGCAGUACUGUGGCCCACUACCUGGGCGGACGUCCACAGGGCUGUAUGUGGGAGUUUUGACGGAUAAACCAGUAGGAAGCUGGAAUGGUUGCUAUAAGAGUUAUAAGCUGUGCUCUAUUCCAUCUCCUGAAUAUGGCCAUCUUCUUCCGCUCUCCAAAGUGUCUACAGAACUGAGAAUGGAGCGGGCACCUCCUCUUGGCUCUAACACCAAAGCCCCUCCUGUCCAGCCUCCAUAUCCUUUGUCUAAGACAGCCCUUCAGCCACCUUCGCCCACUCUGAGCAAGCAACCCCCCCAGCCCACAGUAUCUGCCCCUUACACGAGGCCACUGAUAGAUCCCGCCAUGCUGGCCAUGGCUAAAUCUGCCCUUCAACCUCCUUCCUCCUCUUCUUCAGAAACACUAAAAGUUAUUUUAAAGCCGCCUCCUCUCCAUAACCCUAAAACUGCUCUUAAACCACCAGCUGCUGUAUCCAGUAAGACACAAGCCCCGCCUCCUUCACCUCCCACCGAUCUGUUCCAUCCUGCUAAUGGAUUUCACGAUCCUCCCUCUCCACCAUUUUCUGAGCAGAAGGCGGAGCCUAAGAUAUGGUUAGAGGUGGGGUCUAUGAUUGAGAUGAACGACCCACCAAUUUUUGGAGUAAUACGCUGGAUUGGACAGAUCAGCGGCAUUUCGGACCAAGUGGCGGGAAUUGAACUGGACCAGGAGUUGUCUGCUGCUACGGAUGGCAGCUACCUCGGUGAGCGGCACUUCCGUUGCCCUCCUAACAAGGGGUUGUUUGUCAAACUGCGGAACUGUAGGAGGGACUCCAGGUUUCCCGCCCCUGAGGCGCCCAUCAACCAAGUGGAGCGCUGCAAUUCAAUUGCAUUCGCAGAGUGGGGCAGUAAGCGUGUGGAGGAGAACACGCCCCCUGUGCUGGGUACAGACGCUAGGAAGCUGUAUGAGGGCUUUAAGAAGGGUAUCCAGGGUCAUCUCAACUCCUGCUACCUGGAUGCCUCACUCUUCAGUCUCUUCUCCUGCUGCAGCUCAGUUGAUUGGGUUUUGUUUUGGCCUGCCAACGAGGAAGGCCAACGCAGUAAAGAUGCUCAGGAACUGUUGCGCUGUGAUAUCGUUAACCCUCUACGCAGGUAUGGAUAUGUAUGUGCCAGUAAGACCAUGGCUCUACGGAAGCUUCUGGAAGCUGAGACUACAGAUGCAGGCUUUACUAAUGAAGAAAAAGAUCCUGAAGAAUUCCUUAACAAGCUUUUCCAGCUCCUCCGGGUAGAACCAGUUCUAAAAAUUAGAUCUGUGAGCCAGGAGCCACAGGAGUGCCACAUCUACCAGCUCUUCCCGCCUUCCAGCUUGACCUCUCUGUCUUCCCCUGUUCCCUCCCCUCUCUCUUCCUCUCUGUCUCCCUCCCUCUCCCCCAUCCCUCUGUCCUCACCCCCUGCUGGACUAAUGAGGGUUGCCAGUGUGCAGGCUCUAUUGGAAUCCUCCUUCAUGCAUUCUGGGCUUAAAUUCACUGAGGCUCCUUCCUGCUUGCCCCUCCUCAUGCCACGCUUCGGCAAAGAGUUUAAGAUGUUUGACGCCAUCCUGCCAUCCCUCACCCUCGACAUCACUGACCUGCUGGAUGAGACACUCCGACAGUGUAGUAUCUGUCAGUCAGUAGCGGAGUGGGAGUGUCUUCAGUGUUAUGAGGAUCUGGACAUUACACCUGGCCAGUUAAAACAGUAUUGCAACACCUGCAGCACACAGGUUCAUGCCCAUAGGAAGCGUCAGAUGCAUACACCCGUCAAGGUCCGAGUCCCCAAAGGCACGUGGGAGGGGCCGGUGCAUAGUGCUCGUCAGCAACUGGCUCUCUUUGCUGUGACAUGCAUUGAGACCAGCCACUAUGUGAGCUUUGUGAAGCAUGGGCCCCUACCUACUGACUGGCUGUUUUUCGACAGUAUGGCUGAUAGAGAGGGAGGAGAGAACGGCUUCAAUGUGCCACAGGUGAGGGCAUGUCCAGAGGUGGGGCGUUACCUGAGUCUAUCGGAGGAAGAGCUGAAACGCCUAGAGACUGCUUCCCUUAAGGAGCCUGUGCGACGACUACUCUGUGAUGCCUAUAUGUGCUUUUAUCACUGCCCUGAACUAAGCCUGUAUAAGUGACCUUCACAGAUGCAACACACUCCAGUCCAGUGCAGUGACAGCUUAGUGGUUAAGGUACUAGAAUAGCAAUCAAAAGAUUGCCAAUUCACCACCACCACCAGGUUGCCACUGUUGGGCCCCUGAGCAAGGCCCUUAACCCUUAGUUGUUGGAGUUGUAUUCAUUGAUGAUUGUAAGUCACUUUGAAUAAAAGCAUUAGCUAAGUGAUGUAAAAUGUAAAUGUCCUGAGCUGAGAAAGUAUCAAGACUAGUUAACACUCACUUGAUGUUUAUAUCACUGCAAACAUAACUGCAGGCAGGUUUUCUUAAAACAACCUGGAUUCAUUAGCCAUUCCCAAAACAGUCCCAGUUGGUCUUGACUGAUAUAAUGAAUAUAGUGGCCGGCUUACAUAUACAUAUAAAAUGGUUGCACUUUAUUCAUCCUUCAGUAGUAUGCUGUGGUGUAAUUAAAUUAAUAAAUUAAAUAUUUAAUUAAUUAAAAAAACGAAAUGGAAUAUUACGCCAUUCCACAGGGCCACCCAGUGUCUUAAACCAUGCAGUGGUGUGCUUUGUUCAAAUAUAUUUCACAUUUGCUAAUAUGGUAUGUUAAUGCAUAUUGUUUAUAUACUGUGAGAUUUUAUAUAUAUAUAUAUAUAUAUAUAUAUAUAUAUAUUUAUGUGUGUGUAUAUUAUAUUUAUAUAUAUAUAUACACACAUAUAGUUUGUCAGACUGAAGAAUUGUUCAAGUAUAAGUUGCUAUAUAAUGAAGAAAAUAAGGACAAUUGCACAACAGGUGACCAGAACAGACAAAAAAUUGAAUAGAGGUGAUCGAAGGGUGGGGGGAUGACUUCCAUAUAUAACUGAAGAUUACCUAAUAUUCAGAUUUGAUUAGUUAAUGAAAUGCAAUGAGAUCAUGAAUAAUUUUUUUGCUUGGGCUAGACCACAAUUAGUUGUGUAGAAUAAAUUGCCGCAGCCACAGUUAUUGAGCUAGUUGAAUACCGUGUUGCCACUGAGGUACUGUUGAGCCAAAGUGGCCUGCUACCCAGACCAUUCUGCUCCAUGGGAUCCCUCUGAUUGUGUUGCAGCACCAAAUAAGCUGAUUCAGAUUUACUCUGGUGUCACACAGCUGGAACUGGUUCAUAUACAUAUCUCUCCUUCAAAUAUACUUUUGCAUUCUGACACAAUUUCUACUAUAUAGGAAACUAGUAUGUUGUGUAUAUAAUAGUGUUUUUUAAGUGCUAUCAUAUAGGUACAAUUUGUACAUGUAAAGUAUUAAAUAAAACAGG